Messenger RNA from Paramecium sonneborni, 1131 nucleotides. The record is from the annotation of a GenBank genome assembly. Lineage: Eukaryota; Ciliophora; Oligohymenophorea; Peniculida; Parameciidae.
AUGUUAUAAUAAUCAGAUAAGGACUUCACUCUUGAAUAAGUUGUAGGUACAGGAACAUUUGGAAUGGUGUAUUUGGUAAAUAUGGUAAAGGAUGAACUAGGCGACUGAUAACAGGACUAAAGAGAAGGUAGCAAUAAAGAAGGUGUACCAAGAUCGUAGAUAUAAGAAUAGGGAGCACCUCAUUAUUCAAGAAUUGAACCAUCCAUGUGUAGUAAUGUUAAAACACUCCUUUUUCACACCAGGGGAAAAUGUACAUAAUCUACAUUCAUUAAUUAGCCAUAAGAUGUGUACCUCAAUCUAGUUAUGGAAUAUGUACCAGAGACAUUAUCAAAAAUGAUUAGACAAAUGAGAAAAUAGAAGUAAAGCAUUCCUGCUCCAUUAAUAAAGCUUUACAGUUACUAGAUGAUUCGGGCAUUACUUUAUUUAUAGGGUAUUAGAGAAAAAUAAUCACUCUAGCGAUUGGCAUUUGUCAUAGAGAUAUUAAGCCUUAGAAUAUCUUGGUUAAUUUAGAAAACAAUGUUUUAAAAAUAUGCGAUUUUGGCUCUGCUAAAAGACUUGUAGUUGGAGAACCCAAUAUUGCAUACAUUUGUUCACGUUAUUAUAGAGCUCCUGAAUUAAUAUUUGGAGCAACAGAUUAUAAUACUUAAAUUGAUAUGUGGUCUAUUGGUUGUGUAAUUGCCGAAAUGGUGAUUCUUGAACCUUUAUUUCCUGGAGAAAGUGCUUAAGAUUAAUUACUUUAAAUUAUUAAGAUACUAAGUACUCCUACUCCUGAAGACAUUAAUCAUAUGAAUCCUGCUAAGGCUGAAGUCAGAUUACCUAUGAUAAGAGGGAAUCCUUGGACAAAAGUUUUUGCUAAAUAAAAACCAGAACCACUCUUUUUAGAUCUUAUUACAUAAAUGCUUACGUAUUUAAUCUAACAUUUAUUAUUAUAGCUAUUCCCCAAAAACAAGAAUAUAACCUAUUGAUGCACUUCUCCAUCCAUAUUUUGAUGACCUCAGAAAAGAGGGAUUCUCCAAUUAAAAUUUUAAGACACCUAAUCUUUUCGACUUCAAUAAAUAAGAACUAAGCAUAAAACCAGAACUCUAUUCCAAAUUAGUUCCAUUAUGGUAUUAAAAGCUAAAUAAAUAAUGA